AUGGCACGUGAUGUUUUCGCGCACCGCUUGCCAACCGGAGACAGCCAGCCCGUGACCGACCUGAUCCGCGUAACCGCGCUCUCGCUUGCGCUGACCCUUUCCGCCGGCCCGGCGAUGGCCGAUCCAGACCCGGCCGACUGGAAUGCGGUGCUCGAAGAAGCGCGCGGCCAGACCGUUUACUGGAACGCCUGGGGCGGCUCCACCCAGAUCAACGCCUAUAUCGGCUGGGUCGGCGAGGAACUGGAAGAGCGCCACGGCGUCCGGCUGGUGCAUGUCAAGCUCGAGGACACGGCCAACGCGGUCACCACGGUCGUCGCGGAAAAGACCGCCGGCCGCGAUGAAGGCGGCUCGAUCGACCUCAUCUGGAUCAACGGCGAGAACUUUGCCUCGAUGAAACGGCAGGGCCUGCUGUUCGCGCCCGACUGGGCGACGAAGCUGCCCAAUUGGCGUUAUGUGGAUGUGGAGAACAAACCGACCAUCACGGUCGACUUCACCCUGCCAACCGACGGACUUGAAUCGCCCUGGGGCAUGGCCAAGCUGGUCUUCUUCUAUGACAGCGCCCGCACGGACGCCGCAGACCUGCCCGACAAUGCCGCCGACCUUUUGGUGUGGGCCAAGGCCAAUCCCGGCCGUUUUUCCUAUCCCCAGCCGCCCGACUUCAUCGGCUCGAGCUUUCUCAAGCAGAUCCUGAUCGAGACGGUCGCCGACCCGGCGGUGCUGCAAAAGCCCGUCGACGAAGCCAGCUUCGAGACGGUCACGCAGCCCAUGUUCGACUAUCUCGACCGGCUGCACCCGCAUCUGUGGCGCAGCGCACGGGCCUUUCCCAAGGAUUAUCCGUCGAUGAGCCAGCUUCUGGCCGAUGGCGAACUCGACAUCACCUUCGCUUUCAAUCCGGCCGAAGCGUCGAGUGCCAUCGCCAACCAGCUCCUGCCCGACACGGUGCGUUCGUUCACCUUCUCGGGCGGCACGCUCGCCAACACCCAUUUCGUCGCCAUUCCCUUCAAUGCCAACGCCAAGGCCGGCGCUCUGGUGGUCGCCAACUUCCUGAUCUCGCCGGAAGCACAGGCCCGCAAGCAGGAUCCGGAAGUCUGGGGCGAUCCCACCGUUCUGGCCAUGGACAAGCUGUCGGCCCCGCAACGCAAACUGUUCGAGGCACUCGAUCUGGGCAUCGCCACGCUGCUUCCGGAUGAGCUCGGUCCGGCUCUUGACGAGCCGCACCCGACAUGGAUGUCGCGUCUGGAAGAGCGCUGGUCGGCCCGCUACGCCGUCGGCAACUGA
Molecule: messenger RNA, 1278 nt
Organism: Effrenium voratum
Lineage: Eukaryota; Dinophyceae; Suessiales; Symbiodiniaceae
Source: the annotation of a GenBank genome assembly